ACAGAUACUACUAGUAUAUAAGGCAUCCUGUAUUGAUUAAAACAACACCAACGUAAAUUGAAUCAACAAGUAAAGUGCCAGUCAUGUUGAUGAUUUAUAUAGCAGUUUUACUUCUUUUAGUUCCGGUGGCGAGCGCAGUGUUGGAGACUAACCACCUUAUUCAAAUUGACAAUGAUGGCCGUAAAGUGUCUAUGGAUGUCACAUAUGACUCGGACAAAAACACCGUCCAUGUUGUAAUCGGGGAUGUGUCCAUGUACAAACAGGGUGUCCAGACUGUGAAUCUUCACGAUUAUAAUACUGGUUACGGAGUUUUAAAGAACAUUAAUGACAGAAUAUGUCUUCUAGGACGUGCACCAUUCCCAAAGGCAACACCUGAAAAAUACAGAGUCGGAUUAACUCACGAAGUUUAUGACCAUUUGCUGGACAUCAAUUCUACCCGACUAACACUUGACGAGAUUAAUACUGUUGCUGGACCAAAUAUUGCCACCUUCUGCAAGACAUAUUCAACUUACUACGUGACAGCGACACCUUUACACAGGAAUGCAAGAGCACUAGAACAGUCUAAUCCCGACACAGAACCACAGACAAUAUGGUGUGUGGCCUCUAGCUGUAUUACAAAUAGUAACCAGUAUCAACAGAUAUUGACGACCAAGUGAUAUUAUCUAUGAAGUUUAUAAUAAAUGUCAUGUUGAA
Molecule: messenger RNA, 693 nt
Organism: Ruditapes philippinarum (Manila clam)
Lineage: Eukaryota; Metazoa; Mollusca; Bivalvia; Venerida; Veneridae
Exons: 6
Coding region: 84-656 (190 amino acids)
Source: RefSeq, a predicted model, not a curated record